AUGGGCUGUGGUGGUUCCUCGGAGGCGAAAUAUGCGGCAAGCUAUCAGGCUGUGACAGGAAGUUCACCACAGGCUGCCACCAAGGCCACCCCGAAGGCCACCCCGAAGGUCACCGAGCAGGACAAGGCUCAGGCUGCCCCGCAAGCGGCGUCGCAAGCCUCACAGGCAUCCACGGAGGAUGGUGGUGCUGCAGGGGGGGAAACUCCCGAAGAGCCCGAGGUGGCAGAAGGAUUGGAGGCGCCACUGGCUUGGUGGAGCAUCCACACAGAUUGGAUUCGAGAUAGUUCCCAUGAGAUUCUUGCUGCCUACAACUUCUUCUUUGAGCACAUUGGCAUUCGAAAAGGUUGGCGGACACCUCCCUUCAAAAGAGAGGAUGUGCAGGGGCCCUUCAUGGCUGCAGCGGAAGUGGUGGCGGUUGUGCGGCAUCGAAUCGAUGAGAUGGGACAGGGCAUGGUGCUACGACAACUGGAGGGCUCCUCCCAUGACUUUCUCUGGGGCUGGAGCCCGGAAAAGGCGCCCAGCCAGGCACCCCACCUCCCCGACUUUUUCCGUGGUCUGGUCUUCGCCACCAUGAGCGAUGCCAACGGCCUCGUUGAAGGGCUCGAUGAUGCGACCCUGGACUACUAUGUCCAAAGCCAUCCCAUCUUAGAGUCUUCAACGGUGCUGGAACGGAUUGUCACGGAAGACGUCCUGAAGAAAGGUCCAGCUGAGCCCAUCGCAGAGUCGGCGGCCGAGGUAGAAGCGAAGCCCGAGCCAGCCAAGAAGACAGAAGUUGAGGCAGUCGCGGAAGGCGAAAGCACCGAGAAGAAGGAGGAAGCAACCGAAAAGCAGGAGGCGGCCAAGGAGCCGAAGGCUGCCGCGGUGCCGGCCGAGGCUGCCGCAGUGCCGGCCGAGGCUGCCGCGGUGCCGGCCGAGGCUGCCGCGGUGACGAAGCCUAGUGAGGGCGAUGCGAAGGCUGAGACGCAGGUGAGUAGCACUGAAGUGGCGAGAUCACCCAGCACUGCUUGGGAUGUAUCUCGUUCUCCAAUGACAGAAGUGCCAAAGACUCCGGCUGAUGGCUCCCUGGGGACCGGGGAGCCCCAUGGAUCCCCAUGGCUGCAGGAGCCAUUGGCAAAAUCCGGGCCGGAGCUCUUCCGUGAGUUGAAGCGCAUCUAUGCAGUGGCCCAGGUCGAGGACUACUUCAAGAAUGGAGUUUGGAGAGAUGAUUUGAUGCGCACAGACCUGCAGCUGAUUGCAGUCCAUCGACGGGAGGCAGGGGCGCCAGAACCGCCGGAGGUGUCGGAGGUGGAACUGCCACCUUUGCCACCUGGAGCGGCGGCAGCCGCCUCUGCGACAUCAUUGGCAGCUGCAUCUGGACUAGGAGACUCUGUGGCAGAUCUCCGGCUGAUUGCAUUAUUUGUCGCCAAGUGGAAAUUGGAUGUGGCGGCCACCAAGAAAGCCUUAAUCAAGUUGCUGCCAAUGAGGCGUCGCUACGUCAUGGCCCAUUUCAAAGCCAAGGGGGGGCCUGAUGUCAAUGAGGAGCUUGAGCAGUACAUCCAGGAGUGUAGCUCCACGAACUCAUGGGCUGCCAUGGUGCAGAAGCCAACAACCAGCUGGCCGGUGGCUUCGAGUGUUAAUGGAGGCAUGGGGCUCCCCCCCGGCGCGAACAGGAUGAGACCUCCGCUCACUAUCACACCACGAAAGCCAGGACUGACCAACUCUGCGGGAGUCAUUGCCACCAGCAUCUCGCAGAGGCUGGCAGCCAUCCGUGCUCAAGCAAGGCCUGCUGGAAUGGUUCAGAGAGCACCAAUGGGCGGCGGCAUAGGCAGCAGUGGGGCGGUUGAUACGGCAGAGCUACGCCUGGUGAAUCUCUUUGUUGCCAAAUGGAAGUUGAACCCCGGGCGGGCCAGGGCCGCCUUGAGUAAAGUGCUUCCCCUCAGGCGGCGUCAAGUCAUCGCAAGCUUCCGAGUUGAAGUCGGCCGUGGUGACGUGAACGACCAGCUUGACAGGUAUAUCAGCGAACGCCAAGCUAAUGGCUGGGAUGCCACGCGAAAUGGCAGCGUUGGCGUGAAACGUCCAAUCUCUGCCGUGAGUGCAGCUUCCACUGGUUUUGAUCCCAACAAGAGGAUACGGCCGAUUACGGCGCCACGCUCGACGGGCGUGUCCUCUCCACGCCCUGUGAAUCCAGUUGCGACGCCAAGGACAACCCUUCCAGCUGGCCCAAGGCCCCACGGUGCCGGUCCAUCACUGGUGCUGGCACGCCCCACCCGUCCCAGCGGCCCUCUAACCCGGACACCGGCGCCCACCAUGCGCCCGGUGCGGCCGCUGUCGGCGGUGCGCGGCAGCGUUGGGAGCAUGGCGCAUCUGGCUCCACGGGCCCCAAUUGCACCAAAGGCACGGCCGGUGGCGAGGCCAACAGGUCCGAACGUGCGCUCCCCCUACAGGCCAACCAGCCCUGGGCCAGCUUCGCGGCCAAUACGGUCAGCCAGCGCGCCCAUAUUCCAAACGACCAGGUACAAAUAA
Messenger RNA from Cladocopium goreaui, 2502 nucleotides. Lineage: Eukaryota; Dinophyceae; Suessiales; Symbiodiniaceae. The record is from the annotation of a GenBank genome assembly.